Molecule: messenger RNA, 3272 nt
Organism: Monopterus albus (swamp eel)
Lineage: Eukaryota; Metazoa; Chordata; Actinopteri; Synbranchiformes; Synbranchidae
Gene: socs7
Product: suppressor of cytokine signaling 7
Exons: 10
Coding region: 37-2004 (655 amino acids)
Biological process (GO): intracellular signal transduction; phosphatidylinositol phosphate biosynthetic process
Cellular component (GO): phosphatidylinositol 3-kinase complex
Molecular function (GO): 1-phosphatidylinositol-3-kinase regulator activity
Source: RefSeq, a predicted model, not a curated record
CGGGGGGCGCCCCCGCCGGUGUCAGUAUCUGGGGAGAUGCAAGGAGCUGCCGAGCUGUGCCGCCCGGAUCGACUCAUGACCACCCCGCCCGAAUGGCCCUUAUUGACGGAGAGAUCCAACCCGCUCACCGCUAUUGAUUCUAAGUGGGGAUGCGCCACCAGGGACAGGGAGGGAGUCGUGUUUGAACUGGCCCGACGGUUCGGGGAGCUGGGACUCGGUGCAGUACCCAAGAUACUGUUCAGAGCAGGGGAGCUCCCGCAGUGUUCGUGUCAGGGUGCACACGGGCCGGUGGGUGGGGGAGUAGAGCCCGGGGAUGACCCAACAGAAACCAGCGACGCUUUGUUGGUACUGGAGGGGCUGGGGAGCGGGGAUGUAGCCGGCCUGGGCAUGGACGAGUGCCCGGACGAUGAGACGGAAGAUGAGAACGGACGCCGCGAGUUUUUGCUAAACAGGAAAAGAGAAAUAGUUCAGAAAAUGUCCGGGGCUUUCUCCAUCAGCAGCUUCCAAGCGCAGCUGAGGAGGCAGAUGGAGGGGGUCGCACCGCCGGCCACGGAAGCAUCAGCAGCCGCUCACUUUGGCGCACAGGUCUGCAGCCUCCACGGGAACUUAUCCAGCCGGCACUCACAGGUAAACUCUGGGGAUUCGGGGGUUGUCUCAGCCAUGUUACCACCAGCCACACCGGUACAGAGCUCACCCUGGGCCACAAGCCCAAACUUGAGCCAGGCGUCGACACCCACGAGACGACCAGAGCGGUGCGCCAGCGCGCCGAGGACUCCCACAGGCCGGGCGCCGGGCGGGCAAAGGACGCUCAAAGUUCCAGCAAAGUCCAAAAAAGGCUCGUUAAAGAUCCGUCUGAGUAAACUGUUUCGGACUAAAAGCUGCAGCGGCUCAAAUCACCUGCUGGACAAGAGGCCCUCAGUGACCUACUCUGUGUCUUCUGCUGGGAGUCUGGUGGACAUGGCGAGCGCUGCUGGUGCCGAGCACGACGCAGACAGCCACAGCCAGCCCAGGCUGACCAGGGUCCACAGUGCCUUCUCCCCUGCCUCCCUCUCUGCUUUCACGGGUGAGACAGUUUCUCUGGUGGAUGUGGAUAUUUCCCGGCGAGGGGCGAACACGCCACACCCUCCCACGCCUCCUCCUCCUCCGCGCCGAAGUCUCAGUCUAUUAGAUGACAUAGCCGGGCCUCAGCCUGGGCCUUUCCUAGUGAGUGUUAUGGGCGCCUCCCUACAGUCCCUGCCCCUGCCUCUCCCUCCUCCUCCUCCUCCCUCCCACCUCAGCAUCCAGCACAGUCUCAGCCUCAAUGACGCCUUCCUUCGGACCCUUCCUCAUUCAAACCCUUCGCCUCCUGAUGCUCCACCCCUCACCAGACAGCCUCCGCCCCCCAUGCUGUGCGCCCUGCGGCGUUCGGAGGCCAGCAACUUCGCCGCCAGUCUGCGAGAGCUGGAGAAGUGCGGCUGGUACUGGGGUCCGAUGAACUGGGAGGAUGCAGAGAUGAAGCUGAAGGGGAAACCAGAUGGGUCCUUCCUGGUCCGGGACAGUUCAGAUCCCCGAUACAUCCUGAGCCUCAGCUUCAGGUCACAGGGUGUCACGCACCACACACGCAUGGAGCACUACCGAGGGACAUUCAGCUUGUGGUGUCACCCGAAAUUUGAGGACCGCUGUCACUCAGUGGUGGAGUUCAUCGAGCGCGCCAUCAUGCACUCCAAGAACGGCAAAUUCCUCUACUUCCUUCGCUCCAGAGUCCCAGGGCUUCCUCCCACUCCGGUUCAGCUGCUGUAUCCUGUGUCUCGCUUCAGCAACGUGAAGUCACUACAACACCUGUGUCGCUUCUGCAUUCGACAGAUUGUCCGUAUUGACCACAUCCAGGAGCUUCCACUGCCCAGACCGCUGAUCUCCUACCUGAGUAAGUUUUAUUACUACGACCCUGAGGAGGAGAUGUACCUGUCAAUAAAGAGCAUUCGGAAGGUGGUGGGAGCAGAGCGGGAGGCGGAGUCACAGACGUAACAGCAGGGAUCUUCUCAGCUCGAGACUGAACAGUACUGGUCUGCCAGUCGUCCACUGUCAGCCAGUCAGUCCCUGAAGACUGGACUGGGAUGGACCUGACUCUCUGUUGAUUUGGACAAAUGAAAGGAGAGAUGAGAGUUUGCAGCUGGACGGUGAGGGCUCAGCCUCGUCCUCAGAAGGACUGCAGAGAUGUUCUCACCUGCAAAGAUGUCGUUGGACUCAAAAAGAUUAUUUUGAACUCCUGAAACAGCUGAACUAGACUUUUAAAACACAAUGCACUGGUCAGUUUGUACAACUGUUGUUUGCUGCCAUUUCUUAAUUUUUCCUUCCCUUUCUGUCAAAAUGAGGGAUUCUGGAUGUAAAGCUGCCCUCAGGAUUGAUAUACACACAAAGGCCCAUCACUGAGCAGGAGGACAGUGGAGGUGGUUCAGAGAGACACGCCAUCUUGUUGAAGGUUGGAUAAAAUCACAAAACAAGGGACAUGUCUUGUCUGGAUUUUCUGUCUGAGAAAACCAAGUUUUCAUUAUUAGCUACAAUGCUAAUGCUAACUGAACUAAAACUGGAUUAAAAAUCUAAAUCAAUUGUAAUUCUAUUUUACCAGAAGUACUCUAACUUACCCAGACAGAUCUGAUGAACUCUUUAAUACUUUUCAUCCUCUGAAUAUUUCAGAUGUCCUAAUUUGAGAAUGCUGAAAGUAAUAUUUUUUGGUGUCUCCUCUCAUCAGUUAAUGAUUUCCUACAUUUCCCAUGAUACCUAGAGGUUACGAACUUGUUGCUUUUGUUCACUGAGCCAGGCUGUGAUUAUAGUGAGCUCAUGAUGAGGUGUCCCUGCUGUCAUCUGCACAGCGCGUCUCACUGAGACCACUGUUUGGUGCCUGUUGCUCUAAUACAAUAGAUCAGACAGAAAAUCACACCAGAGGAAUUAUACGUCCUCAUAAAUGCCAUUUACAAAACAAUCAGCUGAUUAAUAGUGGACUUUUCUCUUGCAGUCAAAUUCUCACUGGACCUGAAGGCAAACAAACUAGAGUUUUGCAUCUGAACAUAAAAUUAUUGCAUCGACAUUUGUCUCAAUUUGAUGCUACUGCACUGGGGUUUAUGAAUCCGAUAUGCCUUGUUUGCCCUGCAUUGGCCUCCUCGCCGUGUGUGUAUCUGCCUCGACUGAUCUCUACCUGCCACUCUUAUUUGAUGAAGUGUAUUUUGCUCAUUCUGAACUCAGUUCCCUGUAGCUGGCUCCUGGCUCAGCUUUUUCAGUAAAAAAAAGAUGAGAAA